AUGGCGGAUUUACAGCGGCAGCAGCUGUUGCAGAGUAAGAGAAGAAGAGUAACGAGAGCGUGCGAUGAAUGCAGGAAGAAAAAGGUGAAAUGCGACGGGCAGCAACCGUGUAUUCACUGCACUGUUUAUUCCUACGAAUGUACUUAUAAUCAACCGACAAAGCGAAAUGGGUCUUCGCUACCGACGUCAACACAGCAAUCACAGAGUGUUAAGUGGGCUAAACCAACCGGAUCUUUCAAUCCAAACAUAUCAGCUACUAUCAAUGUCAGUGCACCGUCUUCUGUAUCAGUGGGAUCUAUUAAGAAACAGAACUCCCGAGAAUCGAAACUGCAGGCUCAGGUCAACAAGUAUAAGGCAUUAUUCCACGAGAUACUGCCAGAUCUUCCAGAUAUAGACUCCCUAGACCUUCCGACGUUUAUCCAAAUAUUUCGCAACUUCAGCUCAAAUUCUCAGUACGCUUCUUCGAUAUUGCAGGACACAAUAACGGAGUAUCAUUUAAUUGCAAGCGACGCAACGCCUUGCUCAUCAAAGACAACAACCCCAGAUGGAAGCAGUACCGGAAGUAAUAGCCUCAUCAGUACAGAUGUUGUCGAAUCUGUUGACGGUUCAAUUCAAUCACAUAUGGGAAGAGAAAUAAAGAUAAUACUACCUCCGAAACCAAUAGCGCUUCAAUUUCUGACAAAUGUUUGGGAGCAUUGUUGCGUAUUAUUGAGCUUUUAUCACAGGCCCAGUUUUAUAAAACAAUUCGAUGAACUGUAUGAAACCGAUCCGCAAAACUACUCACAUGAUCAGAUGCAGUUUUUGCCAUUGUGUUAUUCAACAAUGGCUGUAGGCGCACUCUUUUCUAAAUCAAUGGAUGAGCCAAAAAAUCCUAUAGGGCAGAAUUCAGAUACGGAACUCGAGAAUGGCGAUGAAAACCAAAAUGAAGAGGGGUCUUAUUCAAGAGGUAAGUUUUUAGAAGAUGAAGGUUACAAGUAUUUCAUCGCAGCAAGGAAAUUGAUAGACAUAACCAAUGCUCGUGAUCUCAAUUCUAUCCAGACCAUCUUGAUGCUGAUUGUCUUCCUUCAGUGCUCGGCAAGGUUAUCAACAUGUUAUGCUUAUAUCGGAGUGGCUAUGAGAAGCGCACUGCGUGAAGGACUCCAUAGAUCGUUAACUCUGGAAUCUGGCUUCAAUCCAAUUGAGAUUGAAAUGAGAAAGAGAUUGUUUUACUCGGUACAUAAAUUGGACAUCUAUGUGAAUGCCAUGUUAGGCUUACCCAGGUCGCUUUCCCCGGAGGACUUUGACCAAACUUUGCCUAUUGAACUAUUGGAUGAGAAUAUUACUGAAGAAGGUUAUUUCCCGGAGAACGAAAACAACGUUCUCUCCAGUGCAGGUAUUGCAAACCAACAUACGAAACUGGUAAUGAUCUUAGAUGUGAUUGUAAGGAAAUUAUAUCCAACCAAGAAGACAAAUAACUUGAUUUCUCACGAUGUAGUCACAGAUUUGGAAAUGAAGCUUAGAGAGUGGCUAGAUGGACUACCUCCAGAGCUAAUUCCUGGACGAGAAGACGUUCCAAAAGAAUACGAAACUGCUAAUAGAUUGUUGCAUUUGUCAUUUUUCCAUGUUCAGCUGAUAUUAUAUAGACCCUUUAUCCAUUAUCUCUCCAGGAAAAGUGUGGCAAACAAUCGCGAUUCCCUUUCAAUUCAGCGGGCCAGAAAUUCGAUCAGUGUAGCGAGAUCUGCGGUCAACUUAGCGCAAGAAAUGCUUAAGAAAAAUUUAUUGACAGGUUCCUACUGGUACGGAUGUUACACGAUUUUUUAUUCCGUUGCUGGAUUACUCUUCUAUGUCCAUGAAGCUCAGCCAUCAGAUAAGGAGAGCGCCCUUGAGUAUGAGCAAAUAUUAAAGGAUGCCGAAAUUGGAAGAAACGUUUUAUUGCAGCUUAAAAAUACAAGCAUGGCUGCUGAUAGAACCUAUAAUUUACUGAACAAAAUUUUUGAAAAACUAAACUCUAAAACAAUAAAGCUUUCGGAAAUCCAUGGGAACUCAGAGCAGCAAUCAGCCACGAAAGAUGAAAAACGAGAUAUGUCGUUGCAACCAACGACGAUCGCCCCUCGCCAAAUUUCAGACACUUCUAAUUCCGGCAGGUAUUUUGGUCCAGAGCUAUCGGCCACAUUUCAAUCACAAGGCUUGCGACCGAUGGCAAAUGAGCAUGCUGCCUCACCUAACAAGUUUAACAAAACAAUUAGCGGCGUCAAUACCGUAAAUACUGCCGCUACAUCCAAUAUUCCAACUAAUGAGAGUGAUAUCUUCACCAAAACUGACACAACCCCGAUGGAUGGCUUCUCCAUUUUGGAUACAAUAAACAAUGACCUUUUUGGAAGCGCAAAUAUGUCAGACAAUUCUUUCAAAGGACUCGGUGAAAUGACGGCACCGGAAGGCUCUGAAAAUUUAGGUUCGGAUGGGGUAAAAAGGGAAGGUGUCGACUCGGAGUCGUACAUACCUGGCGCCUUUGAUCAACUGGAUAUACAAUUAUUCGGUAGGUAUUUACCUCCAUACAUGUCACAACAGGGUGAUGCGAGCGAGCCUGGUAAAUAA
This is a messenger RNA of Torulaspora globosa, 2574 nucleotides long. RefSeq names its product Asg1p (gene ASG1). The coding region runs from base 1 to 2574 and encodes 857 amino acids. NCBI's taxonomy places the organism in Eukaryota, Fungi, Ascomycota, Saccharomycetes, Saccharomycetales, Saccharomycetaceae. Gene Ontology annotation, molecular function: zinc ion binding; sequence-specific DNA binding; DNA-binding transcription factor activity, RNA polymerase II-specific. Gene Ontology annotation, biological process: positive regulation of transcription by RNA polymerase II; DNA-templated transcription. The record is from RefSeq and is a predicted model, not a curated record. Gene Ontology annotation, cellular component: nucleus. The transcript has a single exon.